Megalopta genalis is the source of this 1526-nucleotide messenger RNA. RefSeq names its product Recombination repair protein 1 (gene Rrp1). Gene Ontology annotation, molecular function: DNA binding; DNA-(apurinic or apyrimidinic site) endonuclease activity; double-stranded DNA 3'-5' DNA exonuclease activity. Gene Ontology annotation, cellular component: nucleus. The record is from RefSeq and is a predicted model, not a curated record. NCBI's taxonomy places the organism in Eukaryota, Metazoa, Arthropoda, Insecta, Hymenoptera, Halictidae. Gene Ontology annotation, biological process: base-excision repair.
UUUUAAUUGUUCCUCCUUCUUCUGAAGAGUGGUUUCCAGAUGUUGUAAUUGCUCUUUAAUAUUCAAAUACAUUUUAACAUUCUGAUACGUAUCAGAAGAAUUCGAGCUUAAAUUUUCUCCAGUAAUUUCAUCUAAAAACAGAUUUAUAAAUAAUAGUGCUGAAAUUUACGUGUUAACCUCAAGAUAAAGUUACGAUUUGAAAUAUACAUAUACUAUUAUAUUUUAAUAGUCAUUUCAGGUUUUCGAUAAAAUAUAUUUAAACCUUUAUUUAUUAUUUUAAAUGCUAUAUCAUCGGCAGUAGCAUGAUCAAGAUCUUCCAACAUAUGCACAGGAUUGGGAAUAUUAGGUCUUGGUGCAAUUUCUGCGUGUAUACAAAAGUAACCGGUAUGCCGCCAAAACGAGUUAAAGCUCGAAAGGCAGAUUCUGUAGAAGCUAAAGUUGAGAAAAAGAAAGGGAAAACAUUGAAAUCUGAAGAUGCAACUCCUAAACGAUCUAAACGCAGUGCCAAUGAUAUUGAGGAGCCUGCUGCAAAGCGAGCUAAAACAGAGCCAAAGCAAAUGAUGAAUAAGACUGAGUCGAACUUGGAUGAAAUCAAUUUUGAUUGUGAUAAAUUAAAUGCAGAAGGAAAUAAAUAUAAUCUUAAAAUUUCUAGUUGGAAUGUUUCUGGAAUCAGAGCAGUUCUUAAGAAAAAUGGAAUGAAAUACAUUGAAAAAGAAGAUGCAGACAUAGUAGCAUUGCAAGAAACUAAAUGCGAUAAAGACAAAAUACCAGAUGAAGUAAAAUUAACUGGAUAUCAUCGUUAUUUUCUUGAUAGUAAAAAACCUGGAUAUUGUGGAUUAGCACUGUAUUCGAAAGAGAAGCCAAUUGAAGUAAAAUAUGGCCUGAAUAACAGUGAAUUUGAUAAUGAAGGCAGAUUAAUUACUGCAGAGUAUCCAAACUUUUUCGUUGUUAAUGUUUAUGUUCCUAAUGCUGGUCAAAAAUUAGUAACAUUACCAAAGAGAUUACAGUGGAAUCAAGUUUUUAAGACCUAUAUUAAAAACCUAGAUGAAAAAAAGCCAGUGAUUAUUUGUGGUGAUAUGAAUGUUGCUCAUCAAGAAAUAGAUCUUACAAAUCCAAAAACAAAUACAAAAAAUGCUGGGUUCACUAAGGAAGAACGAGAAGGUAUGACUGAUUUUUUGCAAGAUGGAUUUGUUGAUACAUUUAGAGCCCUGUAUCCAGAUAAAACAGGUGUUUACACAUUCUGGUCGUACUUUGCAAAUGCACGUAGUAAGAAUAUCGGAUGGCGACUGGACUAUUUUUUGCUGUCAGAACGAAUUAAAGAGAAAGUUUGCGACAAUGUUAUAAGGGACAAGGUCUAUGGUAGUGACCAUUGCCCAAUUGUUCUUUAUGUGAAUAUAUAAAAAGGAAUUGUUUUUUGUACGUGAACUUAAAUUGUGUGUAAUUACAGUCGAUCAAUUUAAUGCACAUCAUGCAUAUUACCAUACAUCUGUCUUAUCUUCCAAAAAUAAACUCACAUUUAGAAAAAA